UGGGCGGUGUUGGCGGUGCAGCCAUGCGGACCCGGCGCGGCACGGUGCUGCGGCCGCGGGCCGAGCCCGCCGAGCCCCCCGAGCCCGAUGACCCCGCCGUGCCCGACGGCCGCGCCGGCCCCGAGGAGCUGGCGGACGAUGUGGAGCGCUUCCACGAGCAGCAGUUCCGCGCCGUGAUGGCAGCCCUGGACAGCGGAGACGAGGCGGGUGAGAGCGAGGAAGAGGAGGAGGAGGAGGUGCUGGGUCUGCAGCUGCCCGAGGACAGCGAGGAGGAGGAGGAAGAUGACGAGAUACAGGACCGGAAUCCCUUUGUGGAGUACAGCGCAGAGGAGGAUGAGGAUGGAGAAGAGGAGGAAGGUGAGGAAGAUGAAAAUGAUUUUGAGGAUGGAGAAGAGGAAGAAGGUGAGAAAGAUGAGAAUGAUGUUGAGGAUGAAGAGGGGGACAUGUCCAUGGAAAGCGACUUGGAGGAGCGCCAUCCAGAAGCCAAGCUGCCCCACGAGCUCUCCUGGGGCCAGCGCAAGCAGCUCUACUAUGACACGGACUAUGGGAGUGAUGCCCAGGCCAAGGGCAAGCGCAGCCAGCAAGAAAUCGAUGCUGAGGAGGAGGAAGAGGAGCAGGAGGCUCAAGUCAUCCAGAGACGGUUGGUGAAGGAUUUGGGGGAGGACGAUUAUGGUCUGGAUAUGAUCCAGGGCUACGUGGCUGAGCAGCAGAAAACCCACGACAGCAAGGGGCAGAAAAUUGAUAAGGAUCUGCAGGCCCUUUCCAAGAAGGAGCAGCUGAAGCUGCUGAAGCAGGAGUCCCCAGAGCUCCUGCAGCUGAUGGAGGACUUUGAGGUGAAGCUCAUGGAGAUCAAGGAUGAGUUGCACCCGCUGCUGCAAAUGGUCAGAGAUGGCACUAUCCCCGAGGGGAAGGGCAGCCGAUAUUUGCAGACCAAGUAUCAUCUGUACCUGAACUACUGUGCCAAUAUCAGUUUCUAUCUGGUUUUGAAGUCCAAGAGGAUGCCAGUCCACAGUCACCCUGUCAUUGAAAGGCUGGUGGCCUACAGAAACAUCAUCAAUGACCUCGCCGUUAUAGACCAGAGGCUUUCCCCACAGGUCCGCAUGCUUCUCAGGAACUACUACGACAAGAAGGAGGAGAAGCUGCGGAAGAAAAACAAGUUCUCAGUGUUUGACGCCAUGGAUGGCAAGAAAAACAAGCCCAAACGUGCCUCUGUGCCUGUUAAUGGCCACGCUGCUGCUGCUGCUGAAUCGUCGGAUGAGUCGGAGCUGGAUGAGGAGGCUGCCCUGAAGUACUACAAGAUGAUGGAGGAGAAGCUGGCGCUCAAGAGGAAGAGGACUGGAGACAAAGAUGUGCCUGAAGAAGCGGCGGUGUCAGAAGAAGAGGAUCCCAGUAAAAAGAGAGGGGUGACCUAUCAGAUGAUCAAGAACAAAGGCCUCACGCCCAAAAGGAGGAAGAUCGAUCGCAACCCCCGGGUCAAGCAUCGGGAGAAAUUCCGGAGAGCCAAGAUCCGCCGCAAGGGCCAGGUGCGCGAGGUGCGGCGGGAGCUGCACAGAUACGCCGGGGAGCUGUCCGGCAUCCGGGCCGGGGUUAAGAAAAGCAGGAAGCUCAAGUGACAGUUCUCGUUUUGUAGGAGCUGCGAGCAGCAGUGCUGAAUCCAAUAAAAGUUUUAUACGCA
Catharus ustulatus (Swainson's thrush) is the source of this 1675-nucleotide messenger RNA. RefSeq names its product UTP3 small subunit processome component (gene UTP3). Gene Ontology annotation, cellular component: nucleolus; small-subunit processome. Lineage: Eukaryota; Metazoa; Chordata; Aves; Passeriformes; Turdidae. Bases 24 to 1613 code for a protein of 529 amino acids. Gene Ontology annotation, biological process: maturation of SSU-rRNA from tricistronic rRNA transcript (SSU-rRNA, 5.8S rRNA, LSU-rRNA). The record is from RefSeq and is a predicted model, not a curated record. The transcript has a single exon.